Molecule: messenger RNA, 3003 nt
Organism: Corticium candelabrum
Lineage: Eukaryota; Metazoa; Porifera; Homoscleromorpha; Homosclerophorida; Plakinidae
Product: malignant fibrous histiocytoma-amplified sequence 1 homolog
Exons: 5
Coding region: 1-3003 (1000 amino acids)
Source: RefSeq, a predicted model, not a curated record
AUGUCACGUGAUAUCGUCUUGAGCUACGAGUCGCAUGAUCUCAUGGCGUUGCCACACGUUGAGGCGCGACAGUUGGAAAUGUUUUUACCGAAAGUUAACGAGCACAACAGGUUGGAAUUGGAUCUUCUAGAUGCACACUUGUUUGCAUUUCCUGAAGAAAUAUGUGAGACGAGCGGACUGGAGGUAUUGAAACUUUGUACAGACCACAUACACUCUAUACCCGAAGGCAUUGCCAAACUGAGGAAACUAGAAGAAAUUCAUUUGCAUACAAGUGAUUACCACAAUUCCAGAACUUCCCCAACUUCCUACUUCUCACGGCGGCUUGCAGCCAUUGGUGUCCAGGAGGUCCCAACUGUUGUUUCUCUUCUUCCAUGUCUCAAGGUUUUGUCUGUGUGUGGUAACCGUGGCAAUCCAUUGCUGUUUGAUGAGCUAAUGUCAUGUCAACUGCCCAGUACUCUUGUGGAAGUGGAAAUGGUGGCAUGUGGUUUGACACAAGCAACUUUGUCUAUGAUCUGCAACAAUGUGAAACUGUGCAAAGUGAAUUUAGCACGCAACUAUCUGCAGUCUUUCAAAUAUUGCAACACAGAGAUGAUAAGAGAGGCAACAGUCUUGAAUGAUCUAGAAGAGCUGAAUUUGUCACAGAACAGAAAUCUUGCGACAUUCUCAUGUACAGUUUCAUGUUUGCAGUGGAAACAUUUACGAACAUUGAAUUUAUCUGGUAACGAGAGAUUGUUGUGUCUUCCCAACAAUAUAUGGAAUGGACUGAACUUGUGGAGAUUGGAUCUAAGCAAUUGUGGUAUAGAAAGUGUACCAAAUACAGAAGUCAAAAUUGAGCAAGUCGACAUAUCAGGAACUUCAGUCACUCGUCUUCCUAAGGAAUUUGUCUUUAGCUCCAAACUUAAGGAAUUGAGGGUUGAUGGAUGCCCAUUAGUGUUUCCACCCAUUGAAGUGUGCAAGCAAGGCAUUGAUUCUAUAAGAGAAUAUUUCCGUGAGCUGGAUAAGGUGGGUGGAGUGCGACGUGGCAGAAUCAAGAUUCUAGUGAUGGGAACUACAAUGGCAGGAAAAACAAGCUUCGUUGAAGCACUGGAGAGUGGUAAACCAUUUCUGGCAGAAGCCGAUAAGAGAACUAUAGGGGUAGUAGAAAAAGUGAUGAAGCUGGAUGAUAAAAUAGAAUGCAAACUCCUUGACAGUGGUGGCCAUAGAGCGUACAUGCUAACUAACCAGCUGUUCAUCAGUGACAAUUCAUUGGUAUUGAUUGUUGUUGACAGCAAUCAGUAUAAGUUUACUCAACAAUGUUUUCGACAAAAUAUUGCAGAUUUCCUGCAAGUUGUGUAUGACAGAAACAGCAGAGCUCACAUUGCUAUUGUUGUGAGUAAAGUUGAUCUGAUGGUCGACACGUCAAGAGAAGAAAUGAGUAGAAAGUGGAGUGAACAUCUGCACACUCGUCUACGUCAAUUCUUGAAGAUCAGACAAGCUGAGAUCGAUCGAAUGAAACGAAUCAUUGCAACUGGUGAUUCUCCAAAGAACAAAUACGUAUCAGAACGUCUUCACUUUUUCGACUUUCAGCGAAUAACUGUUGAAGAAAAUGUGCUAUUGACGAGUGCAGCUACACACGAGGGUGUGGUCAGUGUGAAGGUUCAUUUAAGACAACUGUGUGGUAAUGAAAGGCUGAUGCCUUCACUGCACACAGAGUUGCCGUCAUCAUGGGUAACUGUAGAAGACAAGUUGAUUACACCACAACGUCACACGUCUGUCCCCAUUCUAGAUGUCUCUUAUGCAAUGCGACUGUGUGUAGAGCACGGACUGACAGAAGAAAGCUGUCGUGAGUUGCUAAACUACCUGAACCAGGUAGGAAGCAUUCUGUAUUACUCUCAUCACCCGACUUUAGCAGAAGUUCUCUUUCCUGUACCACCAUUUGUGGUCACUUUACUUAAGGCUGUUUUCAGACAUGAUCACGAAUCUUUAGAAUAUGAUUAUCGGUUUAUUGGGGUAGAUAUAGGUCCUCAGAAGUUUAGGGAGAUGAAAAGUGAUCUUGUUUUUAAUGGCAUUGCUAGGAUAUCUAUGCUGCUGGCACUGUGGAGUGAGUUCCAUCUUACUGCAGAUCGUCAUGUUGACGUGUUUAUUAAGCUUUUUCUUGCUCUCGACUUUGGUUAUCUAACUGGCUCAUCAGAUGAUGUAGUUCAGGAACUGGCACACGCUCUGGGAAGACGUCAGAUCACUUUAGCUCCGCCAAGUAGCACCAACCCGACAUCAGAUUCAUCUGGUCACACAAUAGAACAAAAUCGUCAUCAAGAGCAAACAGACAGUUGCCAAGUGAUUUCUAAGCUAAAACAACAUGAUGGUGGCUUGUUGUUGCCAUGGUUACUCAAUGAUGAGAAACCAGAGGAUGUUAGUGACCUUUGGCCUCUAGAUAUACCACAUGGAGUCAUACAAGUUGCAGUGGAAUACUCAUUUGCAUAUGAACGUCCAUUGGGUUUGUUUGAACGACUGUCUGCUCGUUGCCAUCGUCACUCCAAUUUUAUUCGUCACUGGAGCAGUGGACUGCUGAUGUGUUAUGGUGCAGUGACUUUGCUUAUCAAUUGCAGCAAGAAUACUUCACCUGGCUCUAUCUGUCUCAGUGGUAGAGUAGUCAAGUCACAUCACAGUGUUGGCAGAUUGUGGCAUGUUCUUCUUCGUUGUGUGUCAGACAUGGAGGAUCUUCUCCAGUCUGUUCCUGGUGUUCUCCCUGAUAGAUUCAUCUACAGUGGAAGUUCUUCUACAAGUACAAAGUCUCCCCUCAAUCGAUGUAUCUAUUUGAUACCAGAUGAAACAUGGGGACCGUUUGCAGUAGACACUGUAGCUGGAAGAUGCAGUGCAGAGAUGGUAAAACAUGAGCAAGCAAUAAAAGAAGUGUGUCCAAGUGUAAAGAAUGGCAUUCCUCUUUCUCAAGUCUUGUGCUCUAAACAUGUGACUCCAGUAAGUCAAACGGAUCUCCAACCGAUAGCAUAUCAUAUUUGGUACUGA